UGCACUCGGAAGCAGCACAAGCAUGUCGCCGAUCUCUGACAGUUAGAGACUUGAUUUUCCUACGUUUAUUUGUGUAGUUUGUGUUUAUUUUGUUAAUAUUGUGCAGGAAAAGUGUGUUAAAGAUCAUGGCUGCCGCUCGGACUGUCGGUCAGAUGCUUCAGCGCCGUAUGGUGUCCAGCGCUGCAGCAGCUCCUCGUCUGUCGUCUGCAGCAGUUCUGGCUCAGCGCAGUGCUCAGUUCUCCAGAGAGCAGCUCCGUCAGCGAGCGCUGCAGCCGCGGGUGGAGAAGGUGGAGGUGCAGCUGCAGGGGCCGGGCCUGCAGGGGACGCUGCUGGUGAUGAACAGAGGCCUGUCUACACCAUACAGCUGCGCACGCCACCUGUCGGAGUGGCAUGUGAACAGCAGUGCGCUGGCGCUGGUGGACGGACAGCCGUGGCACAUGCACAAACCCCUGACCCGCUCCUGUGAGCUCACACUGCUGACCUUCAGAGAUCCAGACCCACAGAUUCUCAACCAGGCGUACUGGCGCUCCUGUGCGGCUCUUCUGGGUCUCGUCCUGGAAUCAGCCUUUAAGGACCAGUUCAGUGUUGAGCUGCUCAAGAUUCCUGAAGUGCCAGUGACGGCUGGUGCUUUCUGCUGUGAUCUGCUUCUGGAUCCGCUUCUGGACUCCUGGAAGCCCACGGAGGAGAAUCUGCGCAGUCUGACGCGUGACGCUCUGCAGAUGAUCAGCAGAGAUCUGCCCUGGGAGCCGCUGGAGGUUUCAGCUUCUCUGGCAUUGGAGAUCUUCUCUCAGAGCAGGUGUAAACAGGAGGAAGUUGAAGAAGCAGCAGCUCAGAGUCAGAACGGGACGGUGACACUGUACAGGUGUGGGGAUCAUGUGACGCUAAGCUCCACCCCUCUGGUGUCCCGCACGGGUCUUUGCUCUCAGUUUGAGGUCACGUCGAUACACACACUCUCAGAAAACACACGUGGAGUCCAGCGCCGAGCUCAGGGGCUCUCACUGCCCAUCAACCUUACUGCUCAUCAUACAGUCUGGAGGAAGCUGCGGAAAAGAGCAGAAAGACUGGUGGAGCUUCCCUCAUCUUCAACAUUGGCUCCUCCUCCCAACACAAAGGCUCCACCCACUGUCUCUGUGACUCCACCCCCUCUGCCAUAACCCCGCCCCAGCACUCUGUUUGUAUGAUAUUGUUGAAUAAACGUGUUUGCCUCAUGUCUAA
Danio aesculapii is the source of this 1215-nucleotide messenger RNA. It is a transcript of the gene mrpl39, whose product is annotated as mitochondrial ribosomal protein L39. The record is from RefSeq and is a predicted model, not a curated record. NCBI's taxonomy places the organism in Eukaryota, Metazoa, Chordata, Actinopteri, Cypriniformes, Danionidae. The transcript has 10 exons. Gene Ontology annotation, molecular function: nucleotide binding; RNA binding. Bases 126 to 1154 code for a protein of 342 amino acids. Gene Ontology annotation, cellular component: mitochondrion.